AUGUUUGUGCCCUGGAGUGGAACAGCUCUGACCUUGCAUUGCAUCACGCAAUCGCUUCGAGAAGAAAAGCCAAUUUAUCUGGCAAUGGGAAUCGAAUACGAGAAGCUCAAAAAAGAAGAGGCAGACGGUUUGCGCCGUGCAGCCUUCUUUGGGAUUGCAAUUUCGACAGUUGCCACUUUGACCGCUAUUGUUGCUGUGCCAAUGUUAUACAAUUAUGUACAACAUGUGCAGUCGUCACUGGAAGGAGAACUCGAUUUCUGCAAGCAUAGAACCGACGGCUUAUGGCACGAAUAUCAAAUGGUACAAUUCAUUCGUUCUUGCUUGGCUGCACAUUUGAGUAAAAGUGGCAUCGAAAAUGAGUUUUUACCCCUGGCAACACUA
Gongylonema pulchrum is the source of this 381-nucleotide messenger RNA. Lineage: Eukaryota; Metazoa; Nematoda; Chromadorea; Rhabditida; Gongylonematidae. The record is from the annotation of a GenBank genome assembly.